ACCCCGACGCCCGGCCCCGAGCGCAGCUGCAGCUCAAGAUGGCCCGAGGAAGCGCCCUCCUGCUCGCCUCCCUCCUCCUUGCCGCCGCCCUUUCUGCCUCUGCGGGGCUCUGGUCGCCGGCCAAGGCAAAACGAGGCUGGACCCUGAACAGCGCGGGCUACCUGCUGGGCCCACAUGCCGUUGGCAACCACAGGUCAUUCAGCGACAAGCUCGGCCUCACCAGCAAGCGGGAGAUGCAACCUGAAGAUGAGGUGGAACCAGGAAGCUUUGACAGGUCCACGGCUGAGAGCAAUAUUGUGAACGCAAUCGUUGAGUUCCUGUCUUUCCUGCAUCUCAAAGAGGCCGGGGCCCUCGACAGCCUCCCGGACGGCCCCGCCGCAGCCUCCCGGGAUGACAUCGAGCGUUCCUGAGAGCCUCCCGGGCGUGUCUGCGCGUUGUAAUCUCAAGUCCAACCUUAAGAUGAUGGAUGAUAAUCUUAGCCCGAUUUACGCAGAGUCAGCUCUUCUGGUUCUCUUUCCCCUGAUGCUGUGUUGUUAUCACUUAAGAUUUUCUUCUGGUGUUUUAUUUUGAGUGGCAAAAUAAAAAAUAGCAAUUA
Messenger RNA from Saimiri boliviensis boliviensis (Bolivian squirrel monkey), 595 nucleotides. RefSeq names its product galanin and GMAP prepropeptide (gene GAL). The record is from RefSeq and is a predicted model, not a curated record. Gene Ontology annotation, molecular function: neuropeptide hormone activity; galanin receptor binding. Gene Ontology annotation, cellular component: extracellular region; secretory granule. Gene Ontology annotation, biological process: neuropeptide signaling pathway. NCBI's taxonomy places the organism in Eukaryota, Metazoa, Chordata, Mammalia, Primates, Cebidae.